AUGAUGAGAGCCGAUCAGUACAUUCUGACGGUCCAAGGUCAAGACUUAAAUGGUGCAUCAGGCGGAAACAUUGCAACCAGCACUGUUGUCAUUGAUGUCAAAGAUGUGAAUGACAACCUUCCCACUUUGGAAAAAUCUGAGUAUGAAGCCAGCAUUGAGGAGAACACGGAGGGAGUGGAGGUGAUGAGGAUCAAAGCAGAGGACUUGGACAUGAGGGCCACAGAUAGUUGGGAAGCCAUGUUUGACAUCGUCAAGGGCAAUGAAGCCGGAUACUUCAGCAUUAAAACAGACCCUGCAACCAACGAGGGCAUCCUAAUGCUCGACAAGGCUGUGAAUUAUGAGGAUGUGAAAAACAUUGAACUUGGACUGGCUGUAAAGAACAAGGCUUCACCUUAUGGUGGAUUUGGAGGGGCAUCCGGUGGUUCAGGUGGUUCCGGUGGUUCAAGCGGUUCCGGUGGUUCUAGCGGUUCCGGUGGUUCAAGCGGUUCCGGUGGUUCAAGCGGUUCCGGUGCUACAGGUGCUUCAGGUGGUGGAACCAUAUAUAACACCUAUCCCAUCAAAAUCAAUGUGAAGAACCAGCCAGAGGGGCCAAGUUUUGACCCCAAAGUAAAAGCUAUUCCCAUCUCAGAGGGAGGCUCUGUCAGCAUUAAUGAAGUAAUUGGCAGCUACACCGCAAUAGAUGGAGACACUGGGAAAGCAGCUGAGAAUGUCAGGUAUGUCAAAGGCUCAGAUCCUGACAACUGGCUCACAAUUGACCCAAAGACAGCUGAGAUCAAACUGAACAAGAUGCCAGAUAGAGAGUCUCCACACCUGAUCAACGGGACAUAUUUUGCUCAAGUACUCUGCAUUACAGAAGACAUGCCUUCUAAAACAGCCACUGGCACAGUAGCCAUCCAGGUGGAGGAUUUCAACGACCACUGCCCCACGCUAACCAGUGACUUUAAGACUGUAUGUACCCCUCAUGAUGCCGUUAUUGUGGAGGCUAAAGAUGACGAUUUUUUCCCCAAUGGAGCUCCUUUUGUCUUUGAAAUCAUCCCAGAGGGCACUAAGGGCAAAUGGCAGGUGGAGCACUACAAUGACACUGCAGCCAUUCUGAGGGCCAAGGAGUCCCUGUGGCCCGGUUUAUACGAGGUGACUUUUGUGGUGAAGGACCAGCAAGGGCAGGCCUGUCCAGAACCACAGAAAGUGACGGUCCAAGUGUGCACCUGUGAGGAUGGGGAGAUGUGUGGAGAACAAGGCAAAAAUGGUCAGAGCAAAAGAGACAUAGAGUUAGGACCUGCAGGCAUCGGACUGCUGUUCCUGGGUCUACUGUUGCUACUAUUCUUACUUCUGUUGCUGCUCUUCUGCAAAUGUGGGGCCGCCGCAGGCUUUACUGAGAUGCCUUUCGACACCAAAUCUCACCUCAUUAACUACCGCACUGAGGGCCAAGGCGAAAACACGGAGGUGCCGCUACUGAAUUUGCCCGUACAACAGGAAGCAAAUAUGGUCAUGGCUAAAAACACUUUUGCACAGGCGCCCAUGGCAGGUAUUGGUUUCCAAAAAUCUGUCUCUUCAAUGGAUGGGAUGAACGGAGCUCUUCAUGGAGAAGGUUUCACAGGAGCCCAGAGAGAAGAAACAUGGGGGAAUCAGCCUAGCAGCAGAGGAUACUAUUCGGAGUUUGAGAGCAGAGAAUCAGGAGGAGGGGGAGGAAUGUAUGAUGGCAUGGCUCUGCCAGACCACUUCCUGCGACAGUACUACGGUCAGAAGGUGAGAAGCGAAAACGAAAACCUUGGAGGGAAGGAUGGCCUUUUAGUUCAUGACUACGAGGGUCAGGGCUCCCUAGCUGGAUCAGUGGGCUGCUGCAGCCUCCUGGAGUCCGAGAAUGACCUGCAGUUCCUCGAUGACCUCGGCAUGAAGUUCAAGACCCUGGCUGAGGUGUGCGGAGGCAAGAAGAUCCAAACUGAGGUCAAACCAGCCUUCAUUCCUCAGCCCAGUCCCUCCAUCCACACUCACACCUCAGCAUCAAGUGUGAUGACCCAACAGAUGCCUCCUCCGCCCCAGGUGCAGCCGCCCGCCCCUCAGACUGUGGUCAGGGAAAAAUCUGAACAUUCUCAGGUGGUGAAGGACGGCAGGGCCAGAGCAAUGGAAGGGAUGACCACAGUGAAAACAGGGAGGACCACAGUAAAUGAAGGGAUGACCACAGUGAACACGGGGAGGACCACAGUAAAUGAAGGGAUGAUGAAUCAAGGCCAGAUGAUUUUGCUACAGCCGCAGCCGCAGCCCGUCUACUACACCACCGCCAACCCUGUGCUGCAGCAGAUGCAGUACAUGGUCCAGCCACAGGUUCAGAACACUGUGAUGCUGGCGGAGGCACCAACCUCUAACCUGCAGGGUAUGGUACUGCUCAACGGCACCCAGACUGGACAUGCCCAAGGCAUGGUGGUUCAGGGACAGACAAUGAUGUCCAGUGGGCAAGCCGGGGGCCAACGCAUGGUGCUGUUGGAUGGGAACGGUAUCCAUGGAAGUGGUGGCAACCUCAUCCACACUGGCAACCUUUCUGGCUCCCAGACCAUGAUGGUGGUGGAGGGGAACGGGAUCCAUGGAAGUGGUGGCAACCUCAUCCACACUGGCAACCUUUCUGGCUCCCAGACCAUGAUGGUGGUGGAGGGAAAAGUCCCUACAGGGACAAUGAAAGGGCAUCAUGGUAGUCAGACCCUCCUCAUGCAGGGGGGCACUCUGCAGUCAGGGGGGCUUUCUGGAUCUCAGAGGGUCCUGGUGGUCGGAGGGCAAAGCAAGGGAGGGCAUCUGGUCCAGGAGACAGGAGGUCUGUCUCAAAAGAAUGGCGUCUCUGGCUCUAAAAAGGUCAUUUAUAGCAAGGGCAAAACAUCUGCUGCCUCUCAGAGCAACGUGGUGACUUCCUCUAGCACCACAGAGAGCAAAACCCCCACCUACCGCAAGGUCAUGGUGCAGGAGAAAUUCAGUGAGUUAUAAUAUAGGAAUGGAAACUGUAAAAUAGAGUUCAAAUUUCCGGCAAUGCAGCCUCAGAUAUUUUAACAAGAGACAGAGUGUCUCAGUGUAUGUCAAUUUCAGUUUAUUUGUGGAGGGUGUGCGUUAGCAGUUUGACAAGAAAAUAAACUACAUGUAGACGCAUGUUCGUAGCUGCUUCUAUUUCACUAAAGCAUAUCCACCCAAGAUAAUGCCAUGAUAGUGCACCACUAGGCCUGUUUUUUUUUUUAUUAAAGAAUACAUUCAUUAUCACAGUUUUCUGAAGAAAAAGCACUUUACAACAAGUUUUUUUUUGUCAAUGUUUGGAUGGUUUUGGCAAGUAUUUUUGUGAACUUAUUCAGCACUUAUAGGGUAUAGGGUUAGCGUCAGAAAGUAUAGGGUUAGCGUCAGAAGUUAUGUGGCAUGCAGAAUGGACACAAGUACAUUUAGUAAUUAGGAGAUAGUCGAUAUUUUUAAUACAUUGAGCUCAAUGGCCACCUGCACAUUCCACCUCAGUAAAACAAAUGUAGUUUCAAGGUAGACUGCAUUACAGUCAAAAGUUAAGUUAUUCUAAACAUAUAGUCUUUUGAGGUGCUCUAUUUAAGUCCAAAGCUGAUUUCUAGAUAAAUCUUGUGUGUAUUACAAAAUUAAUGUUUGUAAAAAACAAAACAUAAAUUGUUUGUUCUGUUCAUUUGUUUCCACUAACUUGCACUUUGUUUUUUCUGUAAUGGGACCUGAUCUAAACAUGUUUCAUCUACUUUUACAAAUCUUUUUAUAUUCACACGAUUUUGAUAGUUGCUCUUGAAUGAAUGGUUAAUGGUAAAUGCUGGGUAGAAGGUUUUUUAAAGGCUCCCUGUCAUGAUGUUAUGUGUUAUUUAAUGUCAUUCUAAAAUCUAUAAUUGCAUAUUUUGCUAUGUAACGUUAUACAAUUUUUUUUUAAAUGGUAAAAACUAGGGUUGAUUCAGUUGAAUAGAAACAGAUGUGUUGGGAUAAAAAAAUGUCAAUGUAAAUGUCUGUCCCCGAUGGGAAACAUGUAUCUACCACUAACUUCAAUAAACAUUUCUACAAUUCA
This is a messenger RNA of Notothenia coriiceps (black rockcod), 4036 nucleotides long. RefSeq names its product desmoglein-2-like. The transcript has 9 exons. Gene Ontology annotation, cellular component: plasma membrane; desmosome. The record is from RefSeq and is a predicted model, not a curated record. Gene Ontology annotation, molecular function: calcium ion binding. Gene Ontology annotation, biological process: homophilic cell-cell adhesion. NCBI's taxonomy places the organism in Eukaryota, Metazoa, Chordata, Actinopteri, Perciformes, Nototheniidae. Bases 1 to 2970 code for a protein of 989 amino acids.